Messenger RNA from Rhincodon typus (whale shark), 3244 nucleotides. RefSeq names its product NIPA magnesium transporter 1 (gene nipa1). Gene Ontology annotation, cellular component: membrane. The coding region runs from base 227 to 1165 and encodes 312 amino acids. The transcript is spliced from 5 exons. The record is from RefSeq and is a predicted model, not a curated record. Gene Ontology annotation, biological process: magnesium ion transport. Lineage: Eukaryota; Metazoa; Chordata; Chondrichthyes; Orectolobiformes; Rhincodontidae. Gene Ontology annotation, molecular function: magnesium ion transmembrane transporter activity.
CAGAGUACGGAAGCAAUGUUUUAAUAACUUUUCCCUUGGAAAAAUAACUUCAAUGAUAAAUGCUCUUCAGUCGGUUAGAAAUUAAAGGCACGGGAGUUAUUAACUGCUGAUAGCAUUUAUUUUAAGAGGAGGAAAAGAAAAGAUUGAUGGUUACAGGGUGCAGCAGGUUGCUGAUUAAGCGCUGUGGUGGGAGCGCGAGCAGGUUACCUGGCCAGGUGAGCGCGGGAUGGAGCCAGAGCACGAGCAGGCUACAAGUGCUACUCUGGGACUCGGCAUCGCCCUGCUCGCCAGCCUCGUCAAUGGCUCCACUUUCGUUUUGCAGAGAAAGGGCAUUCUUCGAGCUGAGAGACGAGGUGUUUCCUAUCUAACAGAAUUGGCUUGGUGGAGUGGAACUGUUGGAAUGGGACUGGGUCAAAUAGGAAACUUCUUCGCUUACAACACUGCCCCUGCUGCAUUGGUAACACCACUAGGAGCCCUCGGUGUCCCAUUUGGGUCACUAUUGGCUUCCUAUAUGUUGCAGGAGAAGCUGAACCUAUUAGGAAAACUAGGAUGUCUACUCAGCUGUGCAGGUUCAAUUGUGCUGCUUAUUCACGCUCCCACAACAGAGAAUGUAACAUCAAGGUUACAACUAGAAGAGAAGUUGGCAGACCCAGUGUUUCUUGGUUACAUCUGCAUUAUUUUCGCACUUCUCAUCCUGCUUAUUUUCUGGAUCGCACCCUCCCAUGGCUCCACCAACAUCCUGGUUUACAUUGGUAUUUGUUCAUUACUGGGGAGCUUUACUGUGCCCAGCAGUAAAGGCAUUGGUUUAGCAGCUCAAGACGCAUUUAGUGAUAAUCCAUCAAGUCAAAGAGCCCUUUGCCUCUUUGUCAUCCUGCUGGUAACAUUGGUUUGCAGUAUUCUUAUUCAAUUUAUAUACAUUAACAAGGCUUUGCAAUACUUUGACUCAUCCAUUUUUAGUGCAAUAUACUAUGUGGUUUUCACAACUUUGGUCAUUCUGGCAUCUGCUAUCCUCUUUCGAGAGUGGAGUGAUGUUGGGUUUGUAGAUUUUCUUGGAAUGCUGUGUGGAUUUAUCACUGUUUCGGUGGGAAUCAUACUCUUGCAGGUUUUCAAGGAAUUCAGCAUCUCUGCCAGUGACUUAAGAAAAAUCACUUCAAAGAAACACUGAAACAUAAGAAUGUACAGACUCUUUCAUAAGUUGUGCUUCAGAUUUUGAACAGAUAAUGCUUCUACAAAAGUGAUGAUUGAGGAUGUUUAGAAGACGUAUUGGAAAUUGCAACAUAUGUAUUUUUUUUUUCCCAUAUUGGCCCCAUAUCAAAUGCGCUUCUCACCCCACUGUUCACUACUUCCUAUCCUUCACUUGUUCAUUUGAGAAAAUCUUGAGAAGCCUACUCCUGAAGGUAGAGCAGUUUCAGGCUCUACAGAAACAAUAAGAUAUAUUGUUUAAAGAGGAAAAGGAAAAGAGAUUGAAUUUAGAUUGUGUUUUUCACAGCUUCAUGAGGUCCGAAGAUGCUUUAAAAUACAUUUUAUAUUUUAGUCACUGUUGCAAAAAAAUGUGGCAGGUAGUUUACACAGAACAAACUCCCCACAAACAGUACUAUGAUGUUGACCAGAAUUCUCUUUGUGCUUAAAUAUUGGUCAAUUCACCAGUGAUAACUUUCUUUCUCCUCUUUGAAAUAGUGGCAUGAAAUCUUUGUCUAUCUGAGUGAGCAGUUCAGGCCUUAAUGUUAACAUCUUGCAAAGUACAGCAUUUGGUGCAUGGCCCUAAAGUGUCAGCCUUCUGACUCAGCAGUAAGUGUGAUAGCCAUUGAGUCAUGGAUGGCGAGUGCUGAUCCUGGUCAUGUCCUCCUGCCCCUACCCCCGCCCAUCUCUCUAUUAUUUUUCACAGGGAAGUAAAAGCCUAUCAGCUUAGCAACUGCCCACAUGCUUUACUAACAGUCUGAGCGAGAGAUCACAUGGAGAGACCCAUAUGCUGUUACUUUGCUAUUGACACUGCAUUUGGGCUGUUUCCAGAGGCAACUGUCAUGAAAGAAGUUGCUUGGAAUUGUGAUGCAACAGAAGCUUGGGUAAUGCUACACACUAAUAAAAACUUAGAAGCAAUUAUUUUGUGUCGGUAAUUCAUAUAUAAUUUUUUUACUCUUUGUACUUUUUUUUUAAUCUGGUUGCAAAAUAGUUACUGCUUCAUUUUGAAAACUGAAAUCUUAUUGUGACUCUUUUAAUUUCCUUCAUGCACUAAGCAGCAGCAAUGGAUUGAAUUUUUGAGCACUGAAUUAUCUUCAGCAAACGAGCUGAGGCAUCAUUAGGGAUAUUGGGAAACUUUGCAACAUAACAUGAAGAGUACAAUUCUAAUCUGGGUAUAGGAACAGAGGGACAUGAGUGCAGUUAUACAUACAUCAUUGAGAGUGGCCCGAGAGGCGGCGAGAGCAGUUAAAUAAAUAUACUGUAUCCUGGGGCUUUAUUAAUAGGGGCAUGAGAGAAAGGAGUUAGUGCUGAAUUUGUGUAAGACCCCUGUUAGACUGUGUACAGAUCUGAGUACCACACUAUAGGAAGACUGAAAGGAUUGGAGAGAGGGCAGUUUGCAAGAAUGGUUCCAGCAAUGAGAAAUUUCAGCUAUGAGGGUAGAUUGGAUAUAUUUAGAAGGUCUUCCUUGGAAAGAAGAAGGCUAAGAGGAGAUCAAGUAAAAGUUUUCAAAAUCACAGUGGAGCUGGACAGAGUUGAUGGGAGAAACUGUUUCCACUCCUAAAAGGAUCAUGAACAAGGGGGCACAGAUUUAUGGUCAUUGGCAGAAGAAGUAACUGGAAUGUGAGAAACAUUUUCAGUGAGUUAACAAGGUGUAGAGCUGGAUGAACACAGCAGGCCAAGCAGCAUCAGAGGAGCAGGAAAGCUGACAUUUCGGGCCUAGAAGUGCUUGGAAGUGUGAUAGAGGCAGGUUCAAAUAAGUCAUUCCAGAGAGCAAUGUUUGUAUUUAAUAAUCAUCUGAUGUGCAAGGGAAUGGGAAAAAGGCAGGAAAAUGGCAUCAAGUCCUGGUGCUUAUUUGAACAAUUGAUUCAUGAUGGACCAAAUAGCCUGCUUUCUGCAGUGUAACGCUUUUGUGAUUCUGUAAACUCGGUCAGAUAUUGCAUUUGCAUGGCUCCCAGUGAGUGUCAUACUGUAAAUGUUCAUUAAUGGAAAUAUAACACAGGAUUAAACUAAACAUUAAAAGUCCUCAAACCUUCAAUGAAACAAUAAAAUUUGGUGUGUGGCUAUA